AUGAAGGCCAUGCAAGAUGCUCAACAUGCAACAUACAAUCAAUUGGCGAAACUCGAGCAAUCACUGUCCGGGUCAAUUCAAUCCUUAGCCGACAAAUUUACAAAGCUUCGACGGCGUGGUCAAAGGCCAUCAAGAGAUCCUGUGCCAGGGUCAUCAUCAGAGGAGUCCGCACCUUCGGAGGACGAGGAUAGUGCGUACGAAGAAGAGAUGGACCGCCGGUCGCAGGGAUCUAGUGGGCGCUGGGCAAUAAGCACGGGGCGCAGGGCGAGCGCAGGGGCAAUGACGAGCGAACGGGCAUGCGCGACACCCGCGCAGGUGGCAAUGACGCGCGCGAGAUGGGGCACGUGCUGGUUUCCACAAUCGGGGUUUCAACUGCCCGGGCUUUGGCCGCCGCCUCAAUCCGCGCUGGUCCGCGCCAUGAGUCGAUUGGCGUACCGGCGUGCGACCGGAGGCGCAUCGCCGGCCCCCAUCCGCUUCCCUCCCCACAAUUUCAAGCACUAUUUGACUCUCUUUUCAAAGUCCUUUUCAUCUUUCCCUCGCGGUACUUGUUCGCUAUCGGUCUCUCGCCCGUAUUUAGCCUUGGACGGAAUUUACCGCCCUAUUGGGGCUGCAUUCCCAAAUAACCCGACUCGCCAACAGCGCCUCGUGGUGCGGCAGGGUCCGGGCACAACGGGGCUGUCACUCUCUAUGGCGCCACCUUCUAGUGGACCUGCGCCCGGUCCGCCGCUAAGGACGCUUCCCCAGACUACAAUUCGGACGACGGGGUCGCCCGAUUCUCAAGUUGGGCUAUUCCCGGUUCGCUCGCCGUUACUAGGGGAAUCCUCGUAA
This is a messenger RNA of Striga hermonthica, 828 nucleotides long. Lineage: Eukaryota; Viridiplantae; Streptophyta; Magnoliopsida; Lamiales; Orobanchaceae. The record is from the annotation of a GenBank genome assembly.